AUGUAGUAGCCAGGUUCUAGUGUUAAAUGGCAGCCUUCAUCAAAAAUGCUAAACUAAAAAAAGACUGAAAAUGUUUUCCAGUAAAGGCCUUUUUAAGGAUGUAUCAUGUCCCUAUUUCCUUUUUGGGCUCUGCGAACGGCCGUAUUGUCAUUUCAAACAUUCAAAGCAAGAAGAAGCGAAAGCCAGAGUAGAAAUAGAAAAAUUAUCUAAUCUCUACACAGGCAGUGAUGACAGCACGACAAAUGGUCUACCAGUCUCCUCACUUCAGAGGACUCUGAAGGACAUAGAACAGAGCAUUCAGACGGAGAAAAGCAUUCUGGGAAAUCACAGCAAGCCUAGUGGAGUGACAAAAAAUAAGCCUACAGGAACACCUUCAUAUAAUCCUACACCCUUGAAUGAACUUGAGCAGAAAAAAAACAAGGGUGAACUUGGCUCAGGCAGAUCCAAAUAUGAUCUAGCACUACUUGAUGGACCUUCUUCUGAUGGCGAAUAUGACCCAGCCAGCAACUUCUCAACAAAUUUGACAUCAGUGGCAUCCACCUCAACUCUCUCAAGAGAAUCACCUUCAGACUUUGCUAAGCCUGUAGUUGCAGGAAUCAAACGCAAGUCAGAGACUGAAGAUGGGAACGAGGACAGUUGUAGUUUGGCAAAGAUUCCAAAGUUUGCCUCUGUGAGUUACAGCCCGGCUGUAGCUGAGGGAAGUUUCUCAGACGAAGAGCAUUCUGGUAUUCCAGACGGAUUUUUGUCUGAUGAUCAAAGUGAGAAAGCUAGAGGGUCUGGAUUAAAAAGUGAUACCACCAAGAGUUGUGAUAAAAAGUCGGAUUUAUUAAAGGAAAACAAUGACAUUGCUUUGAGUAAAGAAAUUUCGCCAAUAGAAUUUAACCCAGACGGAACUGUUAAUUAUCCUGAUAGAAGUGCUGAAGAUGAAAAGCUGAAGCCAAAAGGCAAGGAUGCCACUAAUGAAGAUGUAAAAUCUGACAAAUCAGAUGAAAAUAUAUUUAGUUUAUUCAAACAGGAGUUUGAUAGUGUUCUAGAAGGUUGUGCUAAUAUAGAUGAACAAAAACCUUGUAUAAAAACAGACCACAAUGUAAUAAAGAAGUCUCAUUCGUCAGGGAAAUGUCGAGUUACUAAUGACAAAGAAACAGUAUUAGGCCAUAAAUCGUCUCAUCAUAAAUCUAAAAGUGAAAAACAUAAACAUAAAGAAAUUACUAAUUCCCAUGACAAAAUAAAGUCAAGCGCAUGUACUCCUAAUAAAUCUGAUAAUACUGCAAAUUUUAAUCAUAAAGACAAGUCUUGUUCUUCUAAUAAAGAAUCCAGUUCUCAUAAUUCAUUAUCAACCAGACAGAGAAAAGACAGUGAAAAGAGUUCCUCGUCAGUUGUCAAAAAUGGCAUGACAAAAUCAUCAAGCUCAUCAAAAAAACAUAGUCAUAGUGAUUUGAAACAUAAUCAUAGGGAUUCAAAACAUAGUCAUAGUGAUUCAAAACAUAGUCAUAGUAAUUCUUUGAAAUCUGAACAAAAACAUAAACACGAAAGGAUGUCGUCCAAGGAUCAUUCUCGUACCUCAUCGAAGGAUUCUACAGACAAAUCAUCAUCAUCUGCUUCAAAACACAACACAUCCAGUGACAAAAGCUCGAAACAUGGUCAACAUAAAUCUCAUCACAGAAGCAGCUCUAGUCAGUCACACAGUCAUCCAUCAUCGAAAACAAAAUCUCAUUCUAGCUCUAAAUCGAAUAGUCAUCACUCUUCUUCAAAAUCAAAAUCUGCCAAACAGUCUACAAUUCUCUCACCGACAUCCUCCAAAAAGAAGCAGAUUCUGAAUCUAGAUGUUGACUUGUUUGGGGAUAUUGACAGCGACAUAGAGCAGCCGUCACGGACCGCUGACUAUGACUCAGACUUGGAGAAAUUGUUUGAAGAUGAUGAUCCUUUUGAUGAAUGUCUGAGGAUUUUCAAUGAAGAAAAUGCCAAACAGGCUUCAACUAGCGGUGGCGAAAAAAAGAAAUUGAAGCGACCUCAUGAGCCUAGACACUGCCCCUGCAUCUGUGAUAGGCAAGAAGAGGGUUGCUCUAAAAGAGUCGGAUCCGGCCAGGAUGUGCGGAAGAAAAAACUUGAAGAUCGACCACAGCCAAAGCCUUCCCCUGCCCAGGUCAUGUUGAACAGGUACAAGGCCAUGCAGGAAAAAGCACUACAAGAGGAGAAUGAGAGGAAAGAGAAAAUGAAGGCCAAAGUGAAAGAAAUACAGGAAAAAAACAAAGAUACCUUAUCUUCUGUCAGUGGUUUAACCAAGCCAUCUCUAGCCAGUGCCUCUGCUACAUUCACCACAUACAUGGCGGCCCGCAACAAGAAGACAUCAGCCGUCACUGCUGCAAAGGGGAUCCAGCGCCAGGCUCACACACCCACUGUGCCUAUUGCAACUCUCAAGAGGCCAACAGUGGAGGUGAACACCAGCUCCAAGGUGCCCACCAAUGUCCGCCAGAGAUACUUGAACAUGUUCAUAGACGAGUGUCUCAAGAUAUGUCCCAAUGAAGAACAGGCGUACAAGAAGGCUAAGGAGGAGGAGGAGGCUGUGUUCACACGCUGCUCUAACAAGAAGAUCUACCUCAACCUCGUUGUCAACACCAUCAAGCGGUACCGCACAGAGGCCCAGGCACAAAACAGUGGCAAGGUAGAACAGAAGACCCCUGUGAAGCUAUCGCAUGCCUCGUUGCUGGAUGGUUCUGGUCCCGGGGCGUCCAAGACCACAUACACACUGCACCGGUCUGGGGGGGCUGGUAGGGUUCAAGGAGAGGACUUCACUGGUGCUGAGCUUUACAAGAGACUCACGCCGUAUGUGUUGACAGAGGAGCAACUGAAAGAGAACAAUUUCCCUCGCCCACACUCCACCCGUGGGGGAGCGGCCAAGUUCUACUCCGAGGUGAAAACCACUCAGAAAGGCAGCACAAAAGGCUAUGAGAAACUGUGCGUGCGUUGUGGCAAGGUGUUUGAGGUCUAUCCCAACGGCAAGUACCCCGUCAGGCAGGAGUGUGUCUACCACUGGGGCAAGGCUUGGAAGAAGAAAAUUGCAGGUAACAUCGACACAAGGUACACAUGUUGCCAGGGAGACUUGACCUCGGAAGGUUGCCAGGUUGCCAAGCUGCACGUUCAUGAGACCAACAAGCGGGAGAUAGUGGCUGACAUGGAGGAGGUCAACUCGGGCUUCAUGAAGACCAUACCGUGCUCGCCUGCUCCAGACGGGGACUAUGGAGUCUACGCACUCGACUGUGAGAUGGUGUACACAACGAUGGGUGUAGAGCUGGCACGGGUCACUGUGGUAGGUGCAGACCUGGAACCUGUGUACGAGUCCCUGGUGAUGCCUGACAACCGCAUUGUAGACCUCAACACCAGGUUCAGUGGUAUAUCAGAGGAGGACCUGGAGGAUGUUCACACCUCUCUGAGGGACGUGCAGGCUGUACUGCUGUCCCUGUUCACAGACAAGACCAUCCUGCUGGGGCACAGCCUUGAGUCAGAUCUACUGGCUCUCAAGCUGAUCCACAGCACAGUGGUUGACACCUCGGUAGUGUUUCCUCAUCGUAUGGGUCUGCCCUUCAAGAGAGCUCUCAAGAACCUCAUGGCUGAAUACUUGAAGAAGAUCAUUCAGGAUGACGUCAGCGGCCAUGACAGUUUGGAAGAUGCAACAGCAUGUCUGCAACUGAUGCAGCACAAACUCAAGGAUGAUGCAAGAAAGGAGGGGAGGAGACUCUCUACAUAGGAGACACAUCAGGGAUAUAUCAUGAAAGAUUAUUAUACAGAGAAUAAAUCAGAGGAAAGGACUGUUAUAACUAGUUUUAUCAGGGGAAAGGUCUCUAUAUAGAGAAUAAAUCCGAGAGGACUGUUGUAUCAAUCAGGAGAAAUGAAGUGUAUGUAGUGAUACAUCAGGGGAGAUGACUCUACAUAGAGAUACAUCAAGGGAGAUGACUCUACAUAGAGAUACACCAAGAGAUGACUCUACAUAGAGAUACAUCAAGGGAGAUGACUCUACAUAGAGAUACAUCAAGGGAGAUGACUCUACAUAGAGAUACACCAAGAGAUGACUCUACAUAUAAUGUACAUCAAGGGAGGACAUCAUGUGUCUGAGAUAUUGUAAGAGUGCUCUCCCACUAGGCAGCAACUGUCUACUUACUUGGUUUCUUGACUGACCAUAUUAAGUGGAAGUUACCAACUUACCAUUGUUGUAUAACAUUUUUAGCUCAUCUAUUUUUUGAAAAAAAAAGAAGAGCUAUUGUCAUCACCUUGGCGUCGGUGUCGGUGUCGGCGUCGGUGUCCGGUUAAGUUUUGCAUUUAGGUACACUUUUCUCAUAAAGUAUCAAUGCUAUUGCAUUCAAACUUGGUACACUUACUUACUAUCAUGAGGGGACUGGGCAGGCAAAGUUAGAUAAUUAUGGCUUGCAUUUUGACAGAAUUGUGUGCCCUUUUUAUACUUAGAAAAUUGAAAAUUUUGCUUAAGUUUUGUGUUUAGGUCCAUUUUAUUCCUUAAGUAUCAAAGCUAUUGCUUUCAUACUUGCAACACUUACUAACUUCAAGAUUUCAAGAUUUAUUAGAUAACAUGUAAAUAAAGGCCUCCGGCCCAAAAUACAGCAUUCAUUUACAAUAACAUUAUACAAUUAUAAAUGCCACCUUGUAUACAUUGUGAUUUUACACUUGUGUUUCAACAAUAUACACAAUAUUAUACAACACAAAAUAUAACAAAAACAAAAAGUUUGUAAUCAAGGUAAAUUUAUAUUCCCAAUGACAUUCAUUAAUUUCGUAACAUAGAAAGUUAAUUGUUUUAUAACAGUGAUAUCAGUGCUGCUCAUUAGAAUAUUAAAUGACGUUUCGUUUCUUUGGCCGUUAUACCAAUUAUACAAAUAACUUGUUCUUAUAUCUGUGUACUGGGGGCACUCAAAGAAAGCAUGGAAUUCGUUCUCCGAUACAUGUACGUCAAAUCUUGUUAAACAAAAUAGCAUGUUCGGUUUUCGCGCUGUACGUUAAAAUGCCUUCCAAGCUCAAUGUUCAAUUUAUGAUUGGAACACCUAAAACGAGCAUAUGCGCGACGUGACUUAAAGGGUACAUCUAUAGUUAAAUAUUUCUCCGGAGUUAAAAGUGAUUUAAAAAGUUUGUAAGUGUCGCAGCGCGGAGAUGCAUUUAUCUAAUUGUGCCAGUCUUGGGUUUUACAGUCUUGUAUACGCUGUUUAAAAUAUUGUAAAAGUAUAGUCAUAUCGCGUACGUCCUGGGCAACCCAAACAAAACCAAAACCAUAUUUAAAUAAGAGUUCCUUCACAUAUGUUGCCCAAUUUUUCUUUCCAAUAUCGUCUAAUGACUUCAGCAUUUUGUAACAAUUAACUGGAUAUCUAUGAUUAGGCAUAUGAAGUAAAUGACACCAGUAUUUUAUGCAUUUCAGAUAAUACACACAACAAAGUGGUAAUCUACCACACUCCCCUAAGACCAUGCUGUUAUUAACCGUCGAACCGACGCCUAAGAAAUAUUUGCAAAAUUCUAUUUGUGAUCUUUCUAUAUUAUCACAGUAUUCAUAACCCCAUAUUUCAGCCCCAAAUGUGAGUAUGGGUACAACCAUAGUGUCAUAAAGUUUAAAAAUGUCACUAUGGGUAAAAUAACCAAAGGGAACUUGAAACUGUUUGAUAGAGAAGAAUGCUUUGCGUGCUUGUGCCACCAACUUGGAUUUAGCAGCUGUCCACGAUAGCUUUGGAGUAAAUAACAGACCCAUAUAUUUAUAAACUGAAACGACUUUAACCUUUUGACCAUUUAUAAACCACAUUUCAUAAUUGCGUAAAGGACCACCAUUGCGGAAGACUAUAAUUUCGGUUUUAUUCAUGUUAAUCUGCAUACCAGUAUCUUCGCAAAAUUUUGCAACAGCGUUUAAAUGUAACUGAAGGUUAUAUGCUGUGUCCGCGCAAUUAGCUACGUCAUCAGCAUACAUCAAACAAUAAAUAUCUGGUAUGUCAUUGAUUAUAAAUAUUCCAUGACUACAAUGUUCCCUUAGAUAGCUUACUAAAUUAUUUAUAUAUAUUGAAAAUAUUAUCGCCCUGCCUGGUACCGAUGUUACAGCGGAACGGUUGCGUAAUGAUACUUCCUGAUACUUUUACAUGUGCGCGUAAAUUUGCGUACAUCGAUUGCAAGACAAUUAGGAUCUUGCCGUUCAUACCUUUGGCAUAUAAACUGGUAAAAAGUUUGAAAUGAACCAAUGAAUCAAAUGCCUUUUUGAAGUCCACAUAUAGUACGUAGAAACGACCACCAGGUUUAGACGUAUAUUUUUGAAUCAUGCUCUGGAGACAAAAAAGGUUAUCUACAACCGAGUACCCAGAUCUAAACCCGGAUUGUGACUCUUCUAUGAUGGUGUUUUUCUCUGCCCACUCAUUUAUGCGGUCAGUAAUUAUACUUGAGAAAAUUUUAUACAUGACAUUAAUCAGUGAAAUUCCUCUGUAAUUAGCCGGUUCUUCCUUACUGCCCGAUUUAAAUAUUGGGACUAUAAUACUUUCGCACCACGAUUCUGGAAAUAUACCUGUAUCUAAAAUUUGAUUAAAAAGACUAUUCAAGAUCGGAAUUAUAAUAUGUUGUGUGUUUUUAUAAAAUUCCGCUCCAAUCCCAUCUUUACCGUGUGAUUUACCAGUUUUCAGCUUAGAUAUACUGAUCCUUAUUUCUUCAUCUCUAAUUGGUCUAUUAAAAGGGCUAUUAACAUCAUAAUCGUCACUGUUAUCAAAUCGGGUAUUAUGAAUUGGAAUCUGAUCAUUACUGUAAAGUAAAGAUUGAAAGUAAUCUCGCCAUUUUCCAGGGGAGAUAGAAUUGCUUGCCGUUUCAGGCUUUGUAUGCCCUCUUACUAGUUUCCAGAACGUUUUUGGAUUAUUGCUUGAUUUUAGCAGUGAAAAUCGUUUUUUACGUUGAUACGUGCAUAGUUUCGCCUUGCACAUGUUUUUGAAAGAUGAUCUAGCUACUUUAUAGUUUAAAAAAUCUACGUUAUUAUUUGUCGAAUGAAAACGUCUAAGAAGAGAGUAUUUCUUUCGUUUUGCUAACAUGCAUUGCCUAUCCCACCAAGGCUCUUGUUUUUUACGCAAUGGGUUAUUAUGUAUAAAAAUCAUAUUUUCGGCAGAAAUCUUAUAAACAUGUAUUAUUUUUAAAGCUGCAUCGUUAACAUUUGUUCGGAUAGUACUUAGAAUGUUAUCUUUCGAAGACGCGAAGUUACGCGUAAAAUUUUCUAUGAACGUCUCAUAACCAUAUUUUCGCCAGAUAUAACGGUCAUAACUUAUCGUGUCGGAUAACUCGACUUGCUCCUCCUGCAAUUUUUCAGAAGUUCGGAACCUUAACUGAGCGUACAAGGGGAAAUGGUCAUAAGGGGACUGUGCAGGCAAAGUUAUGUAACUCUGACUGGCAUUUUGACAGAAUUAUGUGCCCUUUUUAUACUUAGAAAAUUGAAAAUUUGGUGAAGUUUUGUGUUUAGGUCCACUUUUUUCCUAUAUUAUCAAAGCCAUUGCUUUCGUACUUGCAACACUUACUAACUAUCGUAAGGGGACUGUGCAGGCAAAGUUAUGUAACUCUGACUGGCAUUUUGAUGGAAUUAUGGGCCCUUUAUACUUAAAAAUUGGUUAAGUUUUGUGUUUUGGUCCACAUUAUCCCCAAAGAUUCAUAGAUAUUGCUUUCAUACUUGGAACACUCGCAAACUAUCAUAAGGGGACAGUAAAGGACACGUUGCAUAACUCUGGUUUUCAUUUUUACGGAAUUAUGGCCUUUUUUUGACUUAGUAACUUUGAAUAUAUGGUUACAUUUUGUGUUUAGAUCCACUUUACUUCUUAAGUAUCAAGGCUAUUGCUUUUAAACUUUAAAUACUUUCAAGCUAUCAUGAGGGUACUGUACCUGGCAAGUUGAAUUUUACCUUGACCUUUUAAUGACCUUGACUCUCAAGGUCAAAUUAUUAAAUUUUGCUAAAAUUG
Molecule: messenger RNA, 7955 nt
Organism: Dreissena polymorpha
Lineage: Eukaryota; Metazoa; Mollusca; Bivalvia; Myida; Dreissenidae
Product: RNA exonuclease 1 homolog
Cellular component (GO): nucleus
Molecular function (GO): nucleic acid binding; exonuclease activity
Source: RefSeq, a predicted model, not a curated record